GAAAACUCACCAUCACCAUUCUCAUUCACCACACAACACACACCUUCUUCUCCUAUAACACAAAACACACACACACACACACACUCCCCCAUCACCUACUCAUUUUUCUAAUCUCCUUCAUUCUCUCAAAGCUCUCUUUCCAACACCAACACCAACCUCUCCUCAUCACAACACCAUUCUCAAAACUCCUCCCUACUUGUGUUUUGUGCUUGUUCUGCAUUUGUCCCUCUUUGGUUGAACCACUUCCCACCAACACACACUUUUUUUUUUUCAUAUCAAACACCCAACAAAAAGAGAGCGGGGGAUAUCAAAAGUUAUCAAAAGGGUCACACUGUACCAUUACCAAAAUCACUUUUUGUCCUUCAAGUUUCAAUCUUUGGCUUUUUAACUAGCUUCUGUGAAAUGGGGUCUGUGUGGUUCUUCUGAGAAACCCCAUCAUGGAUCUUGAGUCUGUGAUCUACAAGAACCCAAAUAAGGAGCAAUCAUGGAAGACAGUGUUGAUUCUGGCAUAUCAGAGCUUGGGGGUUGUCUAUGGAGACUUGAGCACUUCCCCACUCUACGUUUACAAGAGCACCUUUGCUGAGGACAUUCAGCAUUCAGAAACCAAUGAAGAAAUCUAUGGAGUUUUGUCCUUUGUGUUCUGGACUUUGACACUGAUUCCUCUGUUCAAGUAUGUGUUCAUUGUGCUCCGAGCUGAUGACAAUGGUGAAGGAGGGACUUUCGCUCUGUACUCGUCGCUUUGCCGGCAUGCCCGUAUUAGCUUGUUGCCUAGCACUCAGCUUGCGGAUGAGGAUUUGACUCAGUACACUAUUGAUGGAGAAGUUCCUGUGGACAAGAAGAAUGUUGGGUCGGGGUUGAAAUCUUUGUUGGAGAAACAUAGGGUGUUGCAGAGGGUUCUGCUUGUUCUGGCUUUGAUUGGGACUUGCAUGGUUAUUGGAGAUGGUGUUCUAACACCAGCAAUUUCUGUUUUCUCUGCAGUGUCAGGUUUGGAGCUUUCCAUGUCCAAAGAGCACCACAGAUAUGUGGAGGUUCCAGUUGCUUGUGUAAUACUGCUAUUUUUGUUUGCCCUUCAACAUUAUGGCACGCACCGCAUGGGAUAUCUUUUUGCACCUGUUGUGCUGACCUGGCUGCUCUGCAUAAGUUCUAUUGGUGUUUAUAAUAUCUUUCACUGGAAUCCACAUGUCUAUGAAGCUCUCUCCCCAUACUACAUGUACAAAUUUCUGAAAAAGACUCGAACGGGAGGAUGGAUGUCCUUGGGUGGGAUUCUGUUGUGUAUAACCGGUUCAGAAGCUAUGUAUGCUGAUUUAGGACACUUUACACAAUUGUCGAUUCAGAUUGCUUUCACCUUUUUGGUAUACCCUUCUUUGAUCCUAGCAUACAUGGGACAAGCUGCGUAUCUUUCCAAGCAUCAUGAAAAUGGAAGUGACUAUCGAAUCGGGUUUUAUGUAUCUGUACCUGAAAAUCUUAGGUUGCCUGUUCUUGCAAUAGCGAUACUUCAAGCUGUGGUUGGAAGUCAAGCUGUCAUCACAGGGACUUUCUCAAUAAUCAAACAAUGUUGUGCUUUGGGAUGUUUCCCCAAAGUCAAAAUCAUUCAUACAUCAUCAAAGAUACAUGGCCAGAUUUACAUUCCUGAGAUAAACUGGAGUUUGAUGCUGCUUUGCCUGGCUAUUACAAUUGGAUUUCGAGAUACGAAACGCAUGGGAAAUGCUGCAGGUUUGGCUGUUAUAACUGUCAUGCUGGUGACCACUUGCCUAAUGUCUCUAGUGAUAGUCUUAUGUUGGCACAAAAAUGUUUGGCUUGCUAUCUGCUUUAUGUUGUUCUUUGGCUCCAUUGAAGCACUUUAUUUCUCUGCAUCCCUCAUCAAGUUCCUUGAGGGGGCUUGGGUCCCUAUUGCCCUCUCACUCAUCUUUCUAAUUGUCAUGUAUGUGUGGCACUACGGCACAAUGAAGAAGUAUGAGUUCGAUGUUCAAAACAAGGUCCCCAUCAAUUGGCUUCUGGGUUUGGGCCCCACUCUCGGAAUUGUUAGGGUUAAGGGAAUUGGCCUCAUACAUACUGAGCUUGUAUCUGGGAUCCCAGCUAUUUUCUCUCACUUUGUUACCAAUCUUCCUGCUUUCCAUCAAGUUGUAAUCUUCCUCUGCGUCAAAUCUGUCCCGGUACCACAUGUCAGACCUCAAGAAAGGUUCUUAGUGGGCAGAGUUGGCCCAAAGGAAUAUAGGCUUUAUAGGUGCAUAGCACGCUACGGCUACCGUGAUGUUCACAAGGAUGACCUUGAGUUUGAGAAGGAUCUUGUUUGCAGUAUAGCAGAAUUUAUCCGAUCAGAUACCUCUGAAUAUGGCUUAGGACUUGGAGACUUUGAAGAUGAUACAAAGAUGGCAGUUGUUGGGACUUCAGCAUCAAACUUGGAAGGUGUAAGGAUGUCUGAAGACGGUGAGGAUGAUUCUCAAAUGGAAGGCACUUCGGAGUUGAGGGAGGUUAAGUCUCCGGAAAAGGUGAGGAAGCGAGUGAGGUUUGUUGUGCCGGACAGUCCUCGGAUUGAUUUGGAUGUAAGGGAUGAGCUGCAUGAGCUAAUGGAAGCAAAGGAGGCAGGAAUGGCAUUUAUAAUGAGUCACUCAUAUGUGAGAGCAAAACGAGGAUCAAGCUGGAUAAAGAAAGUUGUUAUCAAUUUUGGGUAUGAUUUCUUAAGGAGAAACUCUAGAGGACCAACUUAUGCUUUAAGUUUACCUCAUGCUUCUACCCUAGAGGUUGGCAUGAUCUAUCAUGUCUAGAGUUUUGGCUAGUGGUAAUCUAGAUAUAGUUUUGUAACUAAGGAUCUUGUCAGAUAGGUGAACCUUAUACAUGAUAAAUGGAAAUGGAUUCUCUGUA
Molecule: messenger RNA, 2862 nt
Organism: Lotus japonicus
Lineage: Eukaryota; Viridiplantae; Streptophyta; Magnoliopsida; Fabales; Fabaceae
Product: potassium transporter 8-like
Exons: 8
Coding region: 438-2765 (775 amino acids)
Biological process (GO): potassium ion transmembrane transport
Cellular component (GO): membrane
Molecular function (GO): potassium ion transmembrane transporter activity
Source: RefSeq, a predicted model, not a curated record